GUGCGCCGUACCCGGAAGAGACGUGGCAGCGGAGGGAUAAUCGGAGCGUCCGGAGCCGGGAGGGAGGGGAGCUGGAGCUGCGGGAGCCGCUGCGUGAGGUCCCCGGCCUUCCGCUCCUCCAACCAGCGGUCAGGACCGGUGCCGCGGAGCCUCUGAGAGGUCAUGGGACUUUGUAAGUGCCCCAAGAGGAAGGUGACGAACCUGUUCUGCUUCGAACAUCGAGUUAACGUCUGCGAGCACUGCCUGGUAGCCAAUCAUGCCAAGUGCAUCGUCCAGUCCUACUUGCAGUGGCUCCAGGACAGUGACUACAACCCCAAUUGCCGCCUAUGCAGCACACCCCUGGCCAGCCGAGAGACCACCCGUCUUGUCUGUUAUGAUCUCUUCCAUUGGGCCUGCAUCAACGAACGUGCCGCCCAGCUACCCCGAAACACAGCACCUGCUGGCUACCAGUGCCCCAGCUGCAAUGGCCCCAUCUUCCCCCCAGCCAACCUGGCUGGCCCUGUGGCCUCUGCACUGAGAGAGAAGCUUGCCACAGUCAAUUGGGCCCGGGCAGGAUUGGGCCUCCCUCUGAUUGAUGAGGUGAUAAACCCAGAGCCUGAACCCCAUAGUUCCUCAGACUUCUCUGACUGGUCCAGCUUUAAUGCCACCGUUCCCCCUGCACAGGAGGAGAUGGCCAGCACUUCUAUAGCUCCAGCCUUCUACAGCCAGGCCCCCCGGCCCCCUCCUUCCCCCAGUCAUCCCGAGCAGCACACAGUUAUCCACAUGGGCAGUACUGAGCCCCUGACUCAUGCCCCAAGGAAGGUGUAUGACACACGAGAUGAUGACCGGACAGCAGGCCUCCAUGGAGACUGUGACGAUGACAAAUACCGCCGCCGGCCUGCCCUGGGCUGGCUGGCCCAGCUGCUCAGGAGCCGGGCUGGGCCCCGGAAGCGGCCACUAACUCUACUCCAGCGGGCAGGGCUGCUGCUCUUGCUGGGGCUGCUGGGCUUCCUGGCCCUCCUUGCCCUCAUGUCUUGCCUUGGCCGAGCUGCAGCCGACAGUGAUCCCAAUCUGGACCCACUCAUGAACCCUCAUAUCCGCGUGGGUCCUUCCUGAGCACCUGCUUGUGGCUGGGCCAGCCCAGGACCUGGGGUCUGGAGAGAGAUGGUGGAGAGGCCUGAGGGCCUUUCUCUGCUUUUCUCCCUCAAUCCUGAGACACUAAGAUCCCCCACCCAAAGCCACGUCCACUGGAGGAGGCUGCAGACUGGGCCUGGAGCCCUGUAUGUCAAGGAUUUGUCUUCACCUGCUUCCCCUGGGUCUCCAGUCUCCCACUCACCCCUCAGAGGAACAGACAGGUGCAAAUAAACAACAGACUUUAUUAAAA
Molecule: messenger RNA, 1363 nt
Organism: Nannospalax galili (Upper Galilee mountains blind mole rat)
Lineage: Eukaryota; Metazoa; Chordata; Mammalia; Rodentia; Spalacidae
Gene: Zfpl1
Product: zinc finger protein like 1
Exons: 8
Coding region: 163-1095 (310 amino acids)
Cellular component (GO): Golgi apparatus
Source: RefSeq, a predicted model, not a curated record